This is a messenger RNA of Momordica charantia (bitter melon), 1007 nucleotides long. RefSeq lists its product as uncharacterized. Gene Ontology annotation, cellular component: endoplasmic reticulum. Lineage: Eukaryota; Viridiplantae; Streptophyta; Magnoliopsida; Cucurbitales; Cucurbitaceae. The record is from RefSeq and is a predicted model, not a curated record.
GAUGGUCACUCGCUGGAGGCCGUUCUCGAGGAAGUUCCGGUGGUCAAAGAUGCUGACCUGCAUGGGAAUGCGUCUCUUGGAAUCCUGGUUGACCGGCCGAGAAAUCGGCUGCUCGUGGUCGCCACCGACCUGCUUGGCAAUAAGUACAGCGGACUUGCGGCAUAUGAUCUCUCGUCGUGGAAGCGGCAAUUUCUCGCUCAUCUUAGUGGUCCGAAUGAUGAGAAAUCCUUCGCCGAUGAUGUUACGGUAGAUCCCGAAGGCAAUGCAUAUGUCACAGAUGCCAUAAACAACAAAAUAUGGAAGGUUGGAGUCGAUGGCAAGUUCAUAUCCAUCAUCAAAAGCCCACUAUUCAUUUCAAAGGAGUGGUACAAAAACUUGGUUGGGUUAAAUGGCAUAGUUUACCACCCAGAUGGAUUCUUGAUAGUUAUUCAUACAUUUAGUGGAAAUUUGUUCAAGGUAGACUUGGUCAAGGGAGAGAAAGUUAAGUUGAUCAAUGUAACUGGAGGCAGUCUUGGGUUUGGAGAUGGUCUAGAGCUACUUUCUCCAACCAAGCUUGUAGUUGCAGGAAACCCGGCUGGACGAUUUGUGGAGAGCACGGACGGGUGGGAAACCGCUUCUUUGGUGUCAACAUGUUCGGGACUGAAGCAUCGAUUGGCAUCGGCUGCAACUGUGAAGGAUGGCAGGGUGUACAUCAGCCACAUGAUCGGUAUGGGCUAUCCGAAGAAGAAGCAUGCUCUUGUAGAGGCAGUUUUUUCUACAUAGGAUGAUUUUCUAGGACACAGAACUUGAUGUAGGUUAAGAAAACAAAAUAAAAUUACCUCAUUCAAUUUGGGUUUGUAUUGUAUUAGGCUGUGUUAUUUUCAAUAUCUGAGAAGUACUUUGAGCUUUAGAACUAAUUUCAUGAACAUGCUUUUUUUUUUUCCCUUGGAAGAUGGAUGGUCAAAAGAUUUGUGGAAGAAAUACAUAUAAAGAAAUGGAUUCAAGGACUUUUCUGCUAUUCUAUGCCA